This is a messenger RNA of Perca flavescens (yellow perch), 2137 nucleotides long. RefSeq names its product iroquois homeobox 2a (gene irx2a). Gene Ontology annotation, molecular function: DNA-binding transcription factor activity, RNA polymerase II-specific; RNA polymerase II cis-regulatory region sequence-specific DNA binding. The record is from RefSeq and is a predicted model, not a curated record. Gene Ontology annotation, cellular component: nucleus. Gene Ontology annotation, biological process: cell development; neuron differentiation; regulation of transcription by RNA polymerase II. Lineage: Eukaryota; Metazoa; Chordata; Actinopteri; Perciformes; Percidae.
AUGUCCUAUCCUCAGGGUUACCUCUACCAGCCCCCGGGCUCUCUGGCUCUUUAUUCGUGUCCGGCUUACGGGGCCUCGGCUCUGGCUGCCCCGCGGAAUGAAGACUUGGCGAGGUCGUCCUCUGGCUCAGCCUUCAGUCCUUACCCUGGAUCGGCUGCUUUCUCCGCCUCUGCCAGUGCAGGCUUCUCCAGUCCACUGUCAUACUCCACGGAUCCAACUACUGGAUUCCCAUCCUACAUGAGCUCUCCAUAUGACGCACACACGUCGGGCAUGGCCGGGGCAUUAAGUUACCACCCAUAUGGGAGUCCAGGGUACCCAUACCAACUCAACGACCCGGCUUACCGCAAAAACGCCACCAGGGACGCCACGGCCACCCUGAAGGCUUGGCUGCAGGAACACAGGAAGAACCCGUACCCGACCAAAGGGGAGAAGAUCAUGCUGGCCAUCAUCACCAAGAUGACGCUGACGCAGGUCUCCACAUGGUUCGCCAACGCCAGGAGGAGACUCAAGAAGGAGAACAAGAUGACCUGGGCGCCCAGGAACAAGAGCGAGGACGAGGACGAGGAGGACGGGGACGGAGAGAGGAAAGAAGUGGAGCGCUCUGAAAAAGCGCUGGAUAACAGCGAGGCUUCAGCAGAGGAUGAAGGUAUCAGCCUGCACGUGGACACUCUGACGGACCACUCGUGCUCGGCAGAGUCCGACGGGGAGAAGGUCAGCUGUCGGGGCGAGCUGGGCUCUGACCCGGCCGGCAACAAAUGCGACGAGGACGGCGAGGACCAGAACCACGACCCGCGGGCUCAGCUCUCGCCCAUAUCCGUCACAUCGUCGCCUCUAACGGGAGUAGAAGCACCACUUCUCUCACCACCACCACCACCACCACCUCCAUCAUCUCCACCAGCUCCACAGCCAGCCAGACCUUCUGCGCCUCAGAACCCUACUACAGUCAAGCCCAAAUUGUGGUCGCUGGCGGAAAUUGCUACCUCGGACCAAAAGCAGCAACAUCAGCAACUGGGGCAGCCUGGGCAACCGAACUGCCCCUCCUCCAGCGGUGGCCUCCUUACCCCCCCUACGUCUUCCACCACCUCCCCGGCUGCCAGUUCCCCCUCCCUCUACCCGGCCCCCUCCAUCCUUGGAAGACCUAUUUAUUACACGUCUCCCUUUUAUAGCAAUUACACAAACUAUGGCAACUUCAGCCCCCUGCAGGGCCAAGGGAUCCUGCGGUAUACUAAUUCAUCCGGAGUGAGUCUGGUCGCUGCCGCCGCCGCCGCUGCUGCUGCCGCCGCCGCCGCUGCUGCAAACGAGGGUCUGAGCUCCGAGGCGAGCACAAACCCCAAACACAGGCCAGACUCCCCCCUCGUUAAAAAUAACCCGAACCACAUUGUAGUUGUCGAGCAGCAGCAGCAGCAGCAGCAGCAACAGCAUUUCAGGUCCGCAAAUUUAGAAGCAAAGAAAGGUACGUAAUAAACGCGACGCGGUCCGCUGUUGAACGAAACGAUAACCAUUUUGAAAAAAAAAAACAUUUAGCCUAUUUAAUCUGGUGUUGAAUCUUGAGAUUGUAUUUUUUCUUAAAACGGGGGGAGGAAAGGCAAGCCGCUUCACGGUGGAGGUAGAGCCUGGAGCGAGUUCACUUGUUUGCAAUCCAAAUCAACUGGUUUAUUUCUUUGCGUCACUCUCAUGUGUCAUAGCAGUCAACCCAUGGCUUCUAGAAAAUUAAGACUUUUUUUUUUUUUCAAGCGAGUUUGCAUGAGACACAAGUGGCAUUAUCUGACACAAUUUUGCAGAUUAUCAGAAUUUUUUUUUUUAAGAUUAAUACAAUUUUUAGGGCUGUAUAUGAGACUUCAUGACUUAUUAAGAUGGAUAUUUACAGCGCCGUCGAAGCAAAUUAACGUAUACUAUGGCCUACAGUUCGAUUUUAGCGCAGUGCAUUUUCUGGAAUAAUCAAUUUUCUAAUUGUUAUGUGUAUUUUGGUCUGUCAUUGAAUCAUUAGGUAUCGCAUUAGAAUGCAGGAGGGGUGUGAUAAGAAAAGCAUACUGCAAAUAAAAGUGCAAGAAUACACCUAGCUACAUAUAGAGACAUAAAAAUAAGCCCAUAAUGGACAGGCCCCAAAUCAGUCUAAACACGCGCACACACGCACGCA